AUGGCGGAGCAGCUCUUCCUCGAGGGGCAGCUCCCCGACUUCUCCCUGCUCCAGCGGCUGCUCUGCCUCGAGCCCGAGCCCUGCGGGUCGCUGCUGCCGCCCGGCAGCCCCGGGGGCGACGCCGCCGCCGCCGCCAGUGGGGCCGCGGAGCUGCCCCCGGGACCCCCGGCCCCCGCCGGGCUCGGCCUCACCUUCCUGCAGGAGUCGGCGCGGCUGCUGGACCCCCCCGCGCCGCCCCCCGAGGGGCCCCCCGGGCCUGACGAGCCGCCUCCCUCCGGCAGCCCCGGACCCUCCGGCAGCCCCGGACCCUCCGGCCCCGACGCCCUGAGCCUCAUCAGCCUCCAGUGCCGGCACCUGGCCGGCGGCCCGGGGCGCCGACGGCCCCGCAAGCAGGCGGCCCCGCGGCGGGGGGCCGAGCCCCGCGACCCCGCUUUCCGGGGGGUGACGCUGCGCCUGCGCCUGCGCCUCUGCCCCCGCAGCCCCGACGGCUACCGGCUCCUCAUCACCGCCCGCGACGGCAGCGAGGCCGGCUGGAAACGGAGCCAGGACGGCAGCGCCGGUGGCGCCUUCACCGGGGAGCUCGGGGCGGCCAGCAGCUCCGACGAGGACUCACCCCUCGCACGGAGGAGCCGGCGCUGCGCCUCCUGCAAGACCCGUCGGACGCCGCUGUGGCGGAUCGCCGAGGCCGGGACGCGGCUCUGCAACGCCUGCGGCAUCCGGUACAAGAAGUACCGGCUGCGCUGCUGGCGCUGCUGGAAUAUUCCCCGGCGGAGCAGGAAGCCGUGCUCACGCUGCUCCAACUGCGGGGAGGCGCUGCGGCCGCCGGGAGCCCAGCCGAGGAGCGGGAGGAGGUGA
Molecule: messenger RNA, 855 nt
Organism: Dromaius novaehollandiae (emu)
Lineage: Eukaryota; Metazoa; Chordata; Aves; Casuariiformes; Dromaiidae
Gene: ZGLP1
Product: zinc finger GATA like protein 1
Exons: 5
Coding region: 1-855 (284 amino acids)
Biological process (GO): regulation of transcription by RNA polymerase II; spermatogenesis; oocyte development
Cellular component (GO): nucleus
Molecular function (GO): zinc ion binding; sequence-specific DNA binding
Source: RefSeq, a predicted model, not a curated record